UUGUUUCGUUUUAGAUUGAACACCUUUAAUCAUUAGAACCAAUGCAUGAGCAGCAAUGUUUUUAGUUUUUCUGUCUCCAAAAUUUCCAAAGCCAAUAAUUUCAUUUUUGUCAAAGUAAAGCCAGGUAAAACCAGGUGACAAAGCUACCUCAUCAAAUAAAAGAUUAUACAACCUUUUCUCAAGGGGAUGUUUUCUGACAGUUGCUCUUAAAUGAUGAAUAAUUUCUUUAUUAACUCCUGGUUUUAUAUUGAAAGCACUCAAGUGACAUUGAAGUAUUCGUUUACCACUAAUUUCUUUAAAAAAUUGUAACCCUUCUGGCUUUGUUUAAAAAUGGAUGCUGCCAUAAUUUUUUCUUCAAGCGUUAAUUUCUUUACCUUUGCCUUUAGUUUAGAUUUCAAUCGCAUAGUCAUUGAUGUCUUUAGUGAAUCUGGCAUUGUUUCCAUAAGUUGGUAUAGAUAGAAGGUAUAAAUUGUGAUAAUUUCAUAUUUAGUAAUGAUCUUUUCAUUUUUAAAAAACCAGUCAAGUGCGAAUUGGCCUUGUACGCCGUGGAUUCCGUAUAUUUCUUGGACUUAUUAAAAGUUAUUUAACUAUUCAUCAAUCCCAAGUAUUUCUCCCUUCACAAACUUCCGAGAUAAGGAAAGGGGGAUGGUAGUUUUUUUGAUAGUUUAAUCACAUCAUCAAUCACAAACUACAUGAUAAUAAUCACAUAAUAAAUAAAAAUCUGUUUUGAAAUGUGCAAAUGUAGCCCUUUAUAUACCUCACAUGCCCUAGUAGUAUCAGUUUGAAAUUUUGAAAUCAAUUUUUAAAAUUAUUCUAAAUAUUAAGCCUAUAAGCAUUUGCAGUUACUGAAAUGUACCGCUGCGACAUACAGAUGAAGUAGCAACAUAAGGAUUUAUUAUGCACUUCAUUACAGGCAAAAUAUGAUAAACUAUUAAACCAGCUGAAAACGGUAACAAGACAAACAAACACAAACAGCAAGAAAUAAAUUUCACCUAACACUAAACAACUACUGCAGGAACGUAACGUAACGUAACGAAACUUUUACAACAAAGAGAAAAUAACGAUAACCGUAAAAAAAUAACAGAAAUAAGCAAAACGAUUAGUGAACAACUUCGGAAAGAAAGGAAAACCAAACGGUUAACUACUAUACAAAACUAUAUACAAAAAACAGGAGGAAUAAAAAAGGCAUGGAAGAAAUUAAAUGUAAAAAAAAGAUUGGAUACUAAAUAUGAAAACGCACGAUAGGAAAACUACAAGUAAUAGAUCCGAAAUACUAAAAGUUGCUACUAAAUUUUAUCGGAAAUUAUAUCAAAGUCAAACAGUGGAACAAGCAGUAAUAGGAUACGAUACACAAACUGACGAAGAACGAAUACCUGAAAUAUUAAAAGAAGAAACUGUCAAAGCAAUUAGUUCACAAAAAGCUGAUAGAAUACCCGGACCAGACCUCAUUACAAAUGAACUAUUAAAAUAUUAUAUUACUUUGUAAUGCAAUAUAAAAAAUAUAUAUAAAAUUAUAGAAAAAAAAACACUCCCUGUGAAAAAAACAACUUAUUACCUAUCUUGCAUAAACACUAAGAAGGUCCUAGACACAGUUCUUGGAGUUUUUCACGCGGUGUCCUGCGUGAGCGACGAACGCGACGCAACGCGACGCAACACGGCGCGACGUAAUGCGACGCGAUGCUAUACGCGACAAAUGUCCUACGUGAUUUUGGUCAUUACUUCUCGAAUCAUGGAGAAAUACAGUACAGUUUUGCUUGAAAGUUCAUAUUUAAAGUACAGACUUUUAAAAAAAUAUCGUAAAAAACACAGAAAGAAAACAAAUAUAAUAUUUUUACAAAGAAACACAUUUGGCGAGUUCCAUCAUUUAUAUCCAAAAUUAAGAAACGAUUCUAAAAUGUUUAAACAAUAUUGUGGAGUGUUACCGUCUACUUUCGAUUACAUUAUUGCUUAUAUUAAGUCUGAAUUUCAAUUAAAAACAACAAAUUUUCAAAAACCUAUUUCUAUUGAAGAAAGAUUACUCUUGACAUUGCGAUAUUUGGUUACUGGAACACCAUAUAGAAAGUUAUCAUUCAAUUUCCGUAUAUCAAAACCUGCCAUUUCAAACAUAGUGAAAGAAGUGUGUACUGCAAUUUGGAAGACUUUAGUAAUAAAACAUAUGCCUAUACCUACAACGGAACUGUGGAAAAGUAUCGCAAAAGAUUUCUGGGAGAAAUGGCAAUUUCCUAAUUGCAUUGGUAGCCUUGAUGGCAAACACGUACGUAUUAAGAAACCAAAAAAAUCUGGUUCUAUGUACUACAAUUAUAAGGGAUUUUUCUCUAUUGUAUUACUAGCCUUAACUGAUGCUAACUAUAAAUUUAUAAUGGUUGAUAUUGGGGCCUAUGGAAAAGAUAACGACGCUGGAGUUUUUGACGCAUGUACUUUAAGACAAGCAAUAGAACAUCAAAAAUUACAAAUACCGGAACCCGACUUUUUACCUAAUACCCUCAUUAAAGCGCCUUUUGUAUUUGUGGGUGAUGCUGCAUUCCCAUUAAAAACAUACCUUCUGAAGCCUUAUGCACAAAAAAAUGUCAGUGAGGGAGAUAUUAAAGAGCGGUUCAACUAUAGAUUGUCUCGAGCGAGGAUGGUCGUUGAGUGUUCUUUUGGUUCAAUAGCGUCAAGAUUUGGAUUACUUAAUACGCCAAUUGAGACAGAUAUUGAAAAUACAAUUAACACUAUAAAAGCUAUAACUCUACUUCACAAUAUAAUACGUGAUCUUGAGAGUAAUUGCGAAAAUUUGACGUCAACUUCAUCCCCUGAUCUUCGAAGAUCAAGAAGAUAUAAUGCCUCAAGUCAAGCAGCCAUACAUACAAGAGAGACAUUCGCGAAUUAUUUUAAUGAACAUUGAAGGUUUCGUCACUUAGCGGAAGUGGCAGGCCAGAACAACAGCCAGCCACCUAACGAUUAACAAAAUGAUUGCAAGAGUAAAUUACUAAACUUAAUAAUAAUGUAAAUAAAACUUACCUAUGCAUUCUACUGCUUCGGCAACAUUCUUCCAACAUCUUUGUACUAAUAAACGAUUCCUAUAAU
Nymphalis io (European peacock) is the source of this 3066-nucleotide messenger RNA. RefSeq lists its product as uncharacterized. The transcript has 3 exons. NCBI's taxonomy places the organism in Eukaryota, Metazoa, Arthropoda, Insecta, Lepidoptera, Nymphalidae. The record is from RefSeq and is a predicted model, not a curated record. Bases 1694 to 2884 code for a protein of 396 amino acids.